CACCAAUUUGGAAUAAGAGUGAUCAAAGAGGAGUAUAUAAUACUCGUCUUCUUCUUUAAAUGUUUCCAAUUAUAAACAUUUUUUAAAAUUGAAUUCAUCAAUUGAUACAGCAGACUCAGUGAGUGAGAGAUGGGGUUUUUGUCACGUAAAGUAGCGAGAUACUACUUGAAUGCAGGCGAUCAUAUUUACACCUGGAGAACUGGCUUUGUUUACGCGCACCAUGGUAUCUACAAGGACGACGGGCAAGUGGUGCACUUCACCUGCCCAAAAUCAGCAUCUUCGGCUCCACUAAAAAGAAGAAGGGAAAGUUGCUCAACUUGUGAGAAGUUUGAGCAUAGCGAUCGUGACAGUGGUGUCAUCAUAUCUUGUCUCGAUUGCUUCCUUAAGAAAGGAAAAUUGUACCGUCAUAAGUAUGGCGUUAAGAAGACGACCCACCGGCUGAGCCGCCGUGGGACUUGCAAUACAGCAAAGUCCGACCCCGCCGAGGUGGUGAUGGCGAGGGUUGAAUUGAAGCUUGCAAAUGGAUUCGGGGAGUAUGAUUUGUUGGAUAAUAAUUGUGAAGAUUUCGCAACCUACUGCAAAACUGGCCAAAAAUGCAAACGUACCGGCCAAGCCUCCAUCAUCCCGCAAGAGUGGCGGAGCCACGAGCUUAUAUUAGGAGGGGCUAAACUUGUACGGGGGUUGAAGGGCGGUAACCCCCAUUUUUUUGGGAAGGGUAUUUCAUACAUUAUAGAUAUUUUUACUUAAAAAAUAAAUAUAAUAAUAAUAAACAAUAUUUUCAUAAAUUAUUUUUAUGAAAAUAUUGGGGGUUGGGUUCGCGCCGUGUUCAACCGUAAUUUAUGCAUGCAGGAUUAUUUCUUGGAUAAUUUGUAUUAAAUGAUUAUUAUUAAUUUUAUUAUAUUGAUUAAUGUUAUUUCCUUAA
Molecule: messenger RNA, 922 nt
Organism: Salvia miltiorrhiza (redroot sage)
Lineage: Eukaryota; Viridiplantae; Streptophyta; Magnoliopsida; Lamiales; Lamiaceae
Product: protein LEAD-SENSITIVE 1-like
Exons: 2
Coding region: 130-747 (205 amino acids)
Source: RefSeq, a predicted model, not a curated record